AUAUCUUUACGACCACUACUACUCAUGUGCAAAAAAAUACACUGCUAUAUAUGACAGUAUUUAAAAAAUGAUUAGAUUAAAAUGGCACCAUAGGUUCUAAAAGAUUUCUUCAGAUCAAAUUGAGGGUGGUUGGCCGAGUCAUAUUUACGAAUGUAGAUCUGUCGCUAAAUUGGUUAACGUGAGUUUACGAGGAAACCUGAAGGCGUCAUUGUUCCACCCCUGCUGGGCUGACAGAAAGCUAACGUUAAAUCUAGAGCAGCAUUCACCGGCAGGACAGUUCUUACAAUCUGCCCAUGCCGAGUCGACAAGUCGGGUGCCGAGCAGCAAAACAUCCCGGACACUGGCGAUUGCAACCGAUACGUUAUUUUUUCUUGACAACUCACGGGAGCUAACGGUAACAAGCUAAGCUAGCAGAGCGAGCUAACGACAGUUGGCUAAAACUCCUGCUCCCCGGCUGCUGCACUCCACCGAUCCAGCUAUGUAAACUGCUCUGAUGUGUGGACUUCUAUAUCCAUCCAAGGCCUGGUUGAGGCAGCAUUCGAGCUGGUCCGGAGGUCCACACUAUUACUGUGACCUAAAGAUCCAACAGACCUGCGGCUGAUUUUUUGGCUGAACAGGUGUAUGCUGGUUCUGAUCGUAGCCUAACUCCCCUCCCCCCUGAGAAGCCGACUCCUUGCAGCACCACCAUGCCUCUGGGUCUGGGAAGAAGGAAGAAGGCGUCCCCGUUAGUCGAGAACGAGGAAGCGGAGCCCAUCCGCGCAGGUCUCAAUGUGCCCGGUAUGGAUGGCCUGGAUGGAGGUGUUAUUGGGCUAGGGGAGGGCGCCGCCUCGGAAGGUCUGCCCCCGCCACACAGCAGCAUGCGACCUCGCCUCAUCUUCCACACCCAGCUGGCCCACGGCAGCCCCACGGGCCGCAUCGAGGGUUUCAGUAACGUGCGGGAGCUCUACGCCAAGAUUGGGGAGGCCUUUGGGAUACCGCCGGCGGAGGUUAUGUUCUGCACGCUGAACACUCACAAGGUGGACAUGGAUAAACUGUUAGGAGGACAGAUUGGACUAGAGGACUUUAUUUUUGCCCACAUUAAAGGACAGCGAAAGGAAAUUGAGGUGUAUAAAGGAGAGGAUGCACUGGGGUUGACAAUAACCGAUAAUGGAGCUGGCUACGCUUUUAUCAAGAGAAUCCGCGAGGGGAGCGUCGUUCACCAGAUCCAGGUCAUCAACGUGGGGGAUAUGAUCGAAUCGAUCAACGGCCAUCGCCUGAUUGGGUGUCGACACUACGAGGUAGCCAAGAUGCUGAAGGAGCUCCCCAAAGGGAAGGAGUUCGUAAUCAAGCUGGUGGAGCCCCUCAAGGCCUUUGAUAUGAUCGGCCAGCGGUCCGGGGGGUCUAGGUCGGCCUCGGGGGUUCAGCUGGGGACCGGCAGAGGAACUCUACGGCUGCGCUCUAAAGGUCCCGCUACAGUGGAGGAACUGCCCUCUGCUUUUGAGGAGAAGGCAAUCGAGAAGGUGGACGACCUGCUCGAGAGCUACAUGGGCAUCAGAGACAGCGAGCUGGCGGCCACCAUGGUGGAGCUGGGAAAGGACAAAAAGAACCCGGAUGAGUUCGCAGAGGCUUUGGAUCAGACGCUCGGGGACUUCGCCUUCCCAGACGAGUUUGUUUUCGACGUCUGGGGGGCCAUCGGCGACGCUAAGGUCGGCCGAGUGUAACGUCCGUCACCGUCGGAGAGCAGAACAACCUGUGUGGGGCACCCUCAGCAUUCAGCACUACUAGGAAACACAACACUGCCGGCACCAGUUUGAUUUUAUUCCAGCGUAUACUCUUAUUUUUAAUCCAGCGUGCCCUUGGGUGAGCGUCUGCCCAGACAUAGAGGACAGUGGACGUCAGUGGGAGAAGAAGAAGAAGAAGAAGAAAAGGCCGCUGAUGACUUCCCAAGUGCUUUUAGUUGUCUUCCGUCUUAUUCCCCAGAAAGUGCAAGCACGCUGAUGAGCUUUUCCCUUCGAACACAUCACGUGAAACCUGCAUGUCGUUGUUUUUUGGUGCAACAAGCAGCACAAGUCUCUACGGGAGCAGAAAAAGACGACCCAAAUGUCGAUCAUUAAUAUGUGCCCCCCCCCCCCCCCCCUUACACACUGCGCUCUGAACCGACUACAGAGGUGAACAGCCAUCUGUAGCUCACCCUGUGAGCGGCACACUGCACAAUGCAAGGCGUCAGUGAGAUCCUGAACUCGGAUCAGUUUUUACACGCAUGUGCUGUUCCAUUUGUUUCCUCACACGGAAUUAUGCUGGUUUUAUGUUCUUUUUAUUUGGUUUAAAAAGAUAAAGUAUUUGCAAAACUCAUAGUAGCAUGUAGCUUGCGGACUAAAAGAUCGGCAGUGUUUAUUCAUCUUCACCUGCUCCCUGCUGUAAUGAAGUUAACUUUCAUAUAUUUGAUCAAAUCUGUGUUUAAUUUACUUUUUUGAAGGUGAGAAUGAGGAGCCGAGUGGUUCCAGUUUUGUGGGUCGUUUGGACAUAUAUUUUUUUUAUGGCUAAUGUUUUUAUAUACAGUGAUGUGAAGUCUUUUUUGAAACCGGGUUUGUGUGAUGGAUUAUGAAUUUGAUCUUGUGUUGCAAUUACUUUUAUUUUGAAGCAUUACAGAAGGCAGUAUUGAAGAGAACGUUGUGAGGGAGUCGAUGUGUAAAAGAGGGAAGAAAGUGUUCAGAACAAAAUGCCUUCACUUCUUCUCAUUCCGUGCAUUUUAUGUUUUGUUUGAAGUAUGAAUUCUGGUGCAUGGUGUGAAAUAUUCAGUCAAUGGGAGCUCAGUGAUACCAAACUACUUCAUCACGUGUUGCAGGGACUUGUGUUACUCAAAGAAAAAAACGUUGCUGCACCCACUACUCAGCGUA
This is a messenger RNA of Pungitius pungitius (ninespine stickleback), 2876 nucleotides long. RefSeq names its product GIPC PDZ domain containing family, member 1 (gene gipc1). Gene Ontology annotation, molecular function: protein binding. The coding region runs from base 687 to 1700 and encodes 337 amino acids. NCBI's taxonomy places the organism in Eukaryota, Metazoa, Chordata, Actinopteri, Perciformes, Gasterosteidae. The record is from RefSeq and is a predicted model, not a curated record. The transcript is spliced from 7 exons.